UUCUCUUUUUACGUCCGUCCAAGCGCUUCUCGUCGAGUUAUCUCUAACAUCAAAAGCCGUUUCUUUUUUGCGUCCGUCCAAGCGCCGAAAGAACACUUCCUGGAUCGACAUCCACGUGUGACACCGUCCAGUCGAUGUUGUAGAAAUCGAAACUUUCUAUAAAAAAAAGAGCAACAACCAUUUAGAUAUUUGCAUAUUUAUUUUGCACACCGUCUAUGGAGUAAAUAGACAUGAACAAAGUCAUGCAUAGUGUAAUGGAAGAUAGGAACUGCAAUGCUUAUCAUAAAACCCUCUUUUUUUCAGCCAAAAGAAAUACACAGACAAAAAAAACUGGCCUUCGGCUGUCCGCUUCUCCUUCCACGUUUAAAUAACCAGCAGCCCCACUAUUCCCUUCCCCAACCCCGCUUCCUCCCACAAAACGCCAAAACCCAAACCCCACUCCGCGAAGGAGAAGACGCGGCGCAAUGCUGGAGGCGGCGGCGAUCCCUGAGCUGUGGAGCACCGUGCACGGGUGGUUCACCCCAUGGGUGCUGUUCCUCGUGCUCAACCUCGUCGUCCUCACCAUCGUUGUCACCUCCAUGGCCGCGGCCCCGGCGAAGGGCGGAGAAGGGGCUGCGCCCGGUGCUGACGGCGAGAGGAGGAACCUGGCGGGCCGGCCGUCAAUGGAGCUCGACCGGCACCGGUCGCCCAACCUGCCUCGCUUCACCGCCCCCGCCCCUGAGGCCCCGGCGACCGGAGUACUGGAUCUGGGGCAGCCCGACAAUCAGCCGCCGCCGCCGCUCGAGAUGGAGCCGGAGAAUCCGGGUAAGCGCGAGCACGCGCACAUGGAGAGGAGCAUGUCUGAGGCGGCGGUCGAGGCCGAGCUGCCGCGGCGGCCGGCGAGGCUGCGCAAGUCGGCGAGCGACAAGUCGGCGUUCGCGCACGUCGUGGCCAAGAAGGACACCGAGGUGGUGGAGGUGCGCAGGCCGGCGACGACGAGUGAUGCGGAGCGCCGCAGCUCCCUGGUGGCGAAACCGGAGCCGGCAUCGGAGGAGGAGAUCCAGGAGGCCGGCAGCGAGGUGGACGCGCGCGCGGACGAGUUCAUCAACAAGUUCCACCACCAGCUGAAGCAGCAGCGCAUCGACUCCUUCAGGCGCUCCCGGAAUACGCUCCACCGCCGCCGGGCAGCCGUGGUGCCAGAGGCGCGCUAGGCUGGCGUCUCCCGCAGCCGCGGGAGCUCCUUGAUGCUCCACAGAGCUGCUUCCCGCGCUAGUAGCCGAGUCGAUGAAUAAAAUAAAUAACCAAACAAAACCUGGCUUCCGAAUCUUUGCUAAGAAAUGACAUGGUGGCGAGCCAGCUCUCAAGCGUUAAACCAACCAAUGUUGUGUGUGCCGUUCGGCUAUGCGAUGCGCCGGGGAAUCUGAUAUAUGUUUAAUGCUGAUGAUGGUUCUUCUGCA
Aegilops tauschii subsp. strangulata is the source of this 1436-nucleotide messenger RNA. RefSeq lists its product as uncharacterized. The record is from RefSeq and is a predicted model, not a curated record. Lineage: Eukaryota; Viridiplantae; Streptophyta; Magnoliopsida; Poales; Poaceae.